Messenger RNA from Ceratosolen solmsi marchali, 715 nucleotides. It is a transcript of the gene RpL9, whose product is annotated as ribosomal protein L9. Gene Ontology annotation, biological process: cytoplasmic translation. Lineage: Eukaryota; Metazoa; Arthropoda; Insecta; Hymenoptera; Agaonidae. Gene Ontology annotation, molecular function: rRNA binding; structural constituent of ribosome. Bases 106 to 678 code for a protein of 190 amino acids. The transcript is spliced from 4 exons. Gene Ontology annotation, cellular component: ribosome; cytosolic large ribosomal subunit. The record is from RefSeq and is a predicted model, not a curated record.
CUGCUCGACGCUGAUGAUUCACUUAUACUUUCGUAGUAGAAAAUUUCUUCCCUGCUCCGCACCUCUCUUUCCGGUCCGUGAGAUACGUGUGUGAGCAGCUGCAAAAUGAAGCAGAUUGUCACGAAUCAAACGGUUAAAAUCCCAGAGGGAUUAACUGUUUCCGUCAAAUCGAGAACUGUUACGGUAAAGGGACCUAGAGGAGUUUUGAAGCGUUCAUUUAAGCACUUGGCUCUUGAUAUUCGUAUGGUUCAUUCUAGGUUAUUAAAAGUUGAAAAAUGGUUUGGGACAAAAAAAGAACUAGCAGCUGUACGUACCGUAUGUUCACAUAUUGAAAAUAUGUUGAAAGGAGUAACGAAAGGAUAUCAGUACAAAAUGAGAGCCGUGUAUGCUCACUUUCCCAUCAAUUGCGUAACCACGGAAGGUAACACGGUCAUUGAGAUCCGUAACUUUUUAGGAGAAAAAUUUAUUAGGCGUGUUAAAAUGGCACCUGGUGUCACAGUUGUCAAUUCACAAAAACAAAAGGAUGAACUUAUUUUGGAAGGAAACUCGCUGGAAGAUGUUUCAAGAUCAGCUGCAUUGAUACAACAAUCUACAACUGUUAAAAAUAAGGAUAUCAGAAAGUUCUUAGAUGGCUUGUAUGUGUCUGAAAAAACGACAGUUGUUCAAGAUGAAGAAUAAAUACAUUUUUAUGAAUAAUAAAUGAAGUCUCUCUCUC